Messenger RNA from Fusarium fujikuroi IMI 58289, 1539 nucleotides. RefSeq names its product monooxygenase-like protein. Bases 1 to 1539 code for a protein of 512 amino acids. Gene Ontology annotation, molecular function: flavin adenine dinucleotide binding; N,N-dimethylaniline monooxygenase activity; NADP binding. The record is from RefSeq and is a predicted model, not a curated record. Lineage: Eukaryota; Fungi; Ascomycota; Sordariomycetes; Hypocreales; Nectriaceae. The transcript is spliced from 6 exons.
AUGGAUCCAUCCCCGACAGCCUUUAUCCCGAAGCCUCUUCGUAUUAUCGUUAUAGGCGCUGGAAUAUCGGGUAUUCAGUGUUUAAAAGACGUAACUACACGGUUACAAAACGUCAGCAUCACAGCUUACGAUAAGAACAGCCAGGAAGGAGGAACCUGGGCCGAAAAUAGAUACCCUGGAUGCUCAUGUGAUAUCCCAUCCCACGCCUACCAAUACAGCUGGAACCCCAAUCCUCGGUGGAGCCGCUUGUAUGCAGAGGCAUCUGAAAUUCUGGAUUAUCUGAAAGCGACGGUGACUAAAUUCAAUCUCCGACAAUACAUUCAAUUCAAUACAACAUGCACCGGAGCAAGUUGGGAUGAGAGACACUCUGAAUGGCAUGUUACCUUGCAAAAGAGUGGGAUUCCUGAAAAAGAAAUCAGGCUCAAAUGCGAUGUUUUCAUUCUUGCCACAGGAAGGCUGAACAACUGGAAGCUACCAGACAUAGAAGGCCUUAACAAGUUUCAAGGAUCUGUAAUACACACAGCUGACUGGCAAAGCGGCUUAGACUAUCGUGGUAAGGAUAUAGCUGUGAUAGGAAAUGGAGCAAGCUCAACCCAGUGUUUAGCCAAGUUAAGCAAAGAUUCCAAAGAUACAAUCGAGGAGUUUGAAAACAACCCUAGCUCAUACCUUCGAUUCCGCCAACAGCUGGAACAAAAGCUAGCCCAUAGUUUUAAAGGUCUUUGGGCCGAGUCAAAAGCUGCGGAAGAAUUUACACAAACUGCAAAGCAGCACAUGAUCAAAAAGAUUGAGGAUCCGCAUGCUUUAGAGGCUCUCCUUCCAACUGACUACAAGGCUGGUUGUCGCCGUUUCACACCUGCCGACAUGUACAUGGAGGCUUUGAAUCAGUCGAAUGUUGAGCUCAUUUCUACCCCUAUCAAGCUAAUGGAAGGAGAUGCUAUCAUCACGAGUGACGGCAAACGGCGUACAUAUGAUAUAAUUGUCUGCGGUACAGGAUUCGAGCCGUAUACUCCAAGAUUUCCAAUUAAAGGCCGAGGAGUAGCUGAUUUGUCAGAACUAUGGUCAAUGGAUGGUGGUUAUGAGAGCUACUUGGCAGCAACAGUCGCUGGCUUCCCUAACUUCUUCGACAUCGUUUUUCCAACAAAACUAAGAAUCUGGAAUCAAGUUUUCAAUCCGCCCAUGUGUCCAGUGAACGGUUCAGCAUACCCGGGAAUCGAGCGAGCAAGCGACUACAUGAUCAGAGUAAUAGACAGGCUUCAGACAGAUUGCUUGAAAUCGGUCUGUGUUAAACAGUCAGCCCAAGACGCUUUCAACCAGUGGGCUCAAUCACGUAUGCAUGAGAUGGUCUGGACGGGGCCAUGUUCAUCCUGGUUUCCUUGGCCAGGGACAAUGCUGCACUACUACACCGCUACAAAGAUAGUAAGAUGGGAGGACUACGAUAUGGAGUUUGAGGACAAGAAGCAAAAGUUUGCAAGUUUCGGAAAUGGUAUAACUACAGAGGGUUUUAAUCCUGAAAAUAUACCUUGGAUAUAUACUACCUAG